AUGCUGGCGCUGUACCUGAAGAAGAAAGCGAACACAGACCAGGAGGCAGGGACUUCUAGGGGAAGCGAGGCCUUCAUGCGGGAAGCCUUGACUCCUCACGUGCUCCCCGGGAUCAGCUUCGACCCCACCACCCAGUCUUCUGCUGGUGUCACUCUUCCCGCCCAGAACAGGAGGCUCCUUCCCAACACGCAGAAUGCCUUGCACGUGAUCGAUGGGCCUGUGCUCACUGUGACAUAG
Podarcis lilfordi (Lilford's wall lizard) is the source of this 237-nucleotide messenger RNA. Lineage: Eukaryota; Metazoa; Chordata; Lepidosauria; Squamata; Lacertidae. The record is from the annotation of a GenBank genome assembly.